AUGUCUCGAAGCUUUCUAGUGGACUCUUUAAUCGGCAACAAUUCGCCGCCUUCGUACCCGUUACCGUAUUAUGGAAAUCAACUUCCUAAUUACAUGUUCAACUUUUUCAAUCUGGGCUUGAGCUACCAGCCGAUUAGACCGGUGCCCAGACCACCCACUAUGCCCGUGUCUAUCAAUCCACCGACGUUAGGUGUUUUGCCAAUACCUGGACAAAGUCCACCGUCGCCUUUGAAUACCUCAACGAGCAGAUUAUCAGAUAUUUCAGCGCCUAGCGAAUCUCCGUCCCGUAACAGCACUCCGACGCCUCCUCCGAAAUCUCCGAGUUCCAUCAACAACAGCUCUAAACGUAUCCGGACCGCGUUUACUAGCACUCAGCUGUUGGAGUUGGAACGCGAGUUCGCCUCAAACAUGUACCUGUCACGGUUGCGUCGCAUCGAGAUCGCGACUAAUCUGCGACUGUCGGAGAAACAGGUGAAAAUCUGGUUUCAAAACCGCCGGGUAAAGUACAAAAAGGAGGAUUUACCAUCCGGUCAGAGCCAAAAAUGCUGCUGUUUGAGGACCUGCGGUAAACGGAAGGAUAGCUGCGGGGAAGAAUCUCCUGGCAGAAAAUGCGAUCAGGAAGAGGAUGAAAAGAGGUCUCCGAAGAGGGAGAGCGGCGACGGCAAAUCCAUUCGUAAAUUCACCGAAACCGAACCUCUCGAGCGAUCGAUCGCGAAUGAAGAUGCCUGCUUCGAGGCAAAGUUUGAAUUCUCGAGAAUAAACUCUGUGCAGGAUCAGGCAAUAGGAUGCGAGGCACGGGAUCUCUCUCGAGGUUGCAAGAGGAGUCUGCCAGACGUGGGCGAACGAGAUGACAAGAGGGAAGAUGGAAGCGGUGGCAGAUUAUCAGACUCCGAAUCCAGAAGCAAUUACAACUCCGAUGUUCAGGAAUAUAGGAUGCACGAAGCACACCGUCGAGAGAAUCGUUAA
Messenger RNA from Formica exsecta, 966 nucleotides. RefSeq names its product GS homeobox 1-like. The record is from RefSeq and is a predicted model, not a curated record. Gene Ontology annotation, biological process: regulation of transcription by RNA polymerase II. NCBI's taxonomy places the organism in Eukaryota, Metazoa, Arthropoda, Insecta, Hymenoptera, Formicidae. Gene Ontology annotation, molecular function: RNA polymerase II cis-regulatory region sequence-specific DNA binding; DNA-binding transcription factor activity, RNA polymerase II-specific. Gene Ontology annotation, cellular component: nucleus.